Molecule: messenger RNA, 2451 nt
Organism: Prunus armeniaca (apricot)
Lineage: Eukaryota; Viridiplantae; Streptophyta; Magnoliopsida; Rosales; Rosaceae
Source: the annotation of a GenBank genome assembly
AUGAACAGAAGGUGGAUACAGAACCCGAAUAGAUGCGCAGACGAAUACUUGGACGAAAUCGAGGAUUUUAUUGAGUUUGCACGUACACACAACCCAGUCUCCGAGGGCACUCUGACUGUCUCUGGGAGCAACGAUGUUUUGACCAUGGCUUUGGGAACACCUGAGCAUGGUGGGAGGGUCAGAGGUGUUGGAGCUGGGGUUUCCCCAACUCAAUUCUUCAAUUUGCCGAGACAGCAGAGAGUAAAAUUUGAUGACAAAUUGAAGGAAAGUGUUAUGGCAGCAGUGAGAGAGGAAACCAAAAAGAUGGAGGCUAGGGCAAAGGAAAGUGUUAUGGAGGCAGUCAGAGUAGAGAGGGAAAUUAUGUUGAAACAAUUCAGUCAACUAAUUCCCAACUUUGAUCCCAACAUGCUCAGUAAAAUUCCAACUACACCAACUACACCAAUUACUCCAAUUCCUCCAAUUCCUCAAGAGCAAAGCCCAAAAAAUCCAAUGUCUGACAAAGCAAGCUGCUCUAAUGUGAGAGCCCCUGAAUUGGAUGAAGACAAUCCCAUGAAUGAUGCUAAUGCUGAUGCUGCUGAAAACCGUCAAGAUCAAACUGAUCUGUCAAAGCUUGACAUGCCAGCUCCUCUGUUAGCCCUAUGCCAAUAUGUCGAGACCAAGUUAAAGCCUGCUAACGAGACCAUUACAGUUCACAUGCCUGAGGAAAUGUUUGGCACUGAUCAUGAUACCAGGCUCUUGAGUGAAGACAUUUUACAAUUUGCUUCCAUGGUUGCGAUUAGAGCCACAGUGAUUGCAGUAUACAUGAGGUACCUAUUUGACUAUUUAAAAAUGGCAAAUAUGGUAAAACUUGUUGGCCUCGUGGACCCUGGACAAGUCAGCUCUCAAUCUGGAACGUUAUCUCACUGCUCAAAACAUCUCUCAGAAAGCCUGAAAAAGGCAGAUGGGGAUCAAUUUUACUUGGUGCCUUAUAAUCCAGGGGGUCAUUGGGUGUUAAAAAUUGUGAGACUAGCUAAGGUGACUGUCUAUUACAUGAAUUCAUUACCAAACCGCUCUGUUGACGAGGACAUGAGAAAUAUAGUGAAUACAUUGGGUAUUUUCUCUGAGCUCUCUUUCAAAGCAUUGGGUAUAUUCUCAGAGCUCUCUCAAACAUUUGAUAUUUUCUCUCAGCUCUCUCUUAAUAUCCAUGGUUCUUUGAAAUGGAAUGGGGAUGGAAGAAUUAGGCUUUGGUUUUUUGUAGACCACAACAACGUGUGUGAGAUGGAUAAGUCAUGGAUGCAUGCGGAUAGAAGAUCGAAGGCAUAUGAGUUAGGUGUGGAAGGAUUUUUGAAUUUUGCUGUAGAAAAUCUUUUAAAUACAACUCAUAUUCCUUGUCCAUGUGUUAAAUGUGGGAAUAUUCGAUUGUUUGGAGUUGGAAUUAUAAGGGACCACUUCUACUUUAAUGGAAUUGACCAAAGCUAUAAGAUUUGGACAUGGCACGGAGAACCUUUGGAAUGGACUACUAAUGCUAGUAGAAAUGUGGAAGAGGAUGAGCAAUGUGGGUUCAGUUUUGUUUCUGAAGAAGUAGGGAUGGAUGAUAAUGAUUUAGGCGAUAUUGGAUUUGAUCCUUAUGAGUUUGCCAAUGUGAUUGGGGAUGGAGAUCGACCCUUGUACCCUGGUAGUAGUAAGUACACGAUGUUGUUGGCUUUGAACCGUACUCGUUCGGAAGGUUGCAUUGCUGAACGGUAUAUAGCUAAAGAAGCUGUAGAGUUUUGCACCGAGCAUUUAUCUGAAGUUAAUACAGUUGGAGUGCCUUCAAGCCAGAAGAUGGGAGUUUCGAAGCCAUUAUCAGGUUGCACAGUAAGCUUAGUUGAUCGAGACUUGUUAAACCAGGCACAUUUAUAUGUCUUGGAGAAUACGGAGGAAGUCUUGCCUUAUAUCGAGGAACAUAUGAUCCACAUCAAGACCACAUAUCCAAAAUUUAGAAAGAGAACAAAGUGGUUGCAAGAUAAGCACAAUAGCACUUUCAUUCAAUGGCUCCACUUUAAGGUUCAAAGUGAACUUAAUGGGGAAGAGAAUAAUGACGUAUCAAAAAAUUUGAGGUGGCUAGCAGCUGGUCCAAGCAUGGCAGUGCCAUCAUAUAGGAGCUAUCUUAUUAAUGGUAUUAAAUUUAACACCAAGGCACAAGAUGAUGUGCGAACUAUCCAAAAUAGUGGAGUUUAUUUACUUGCACAUACUAUGCAAGUUGCUAGUGCCAAGGAUAAAAACCUUAUUGUCUCCAAUAUGGGUUUUUAUGGUCUUAUUCAAGAAAUUUGGGACCUUGGCUACCAAAAGUUUAGAAUCUCAAUCUUGAGGUGUGAUUGGAUAGAUAACACUUCGGGCCUUGUAGUCGACGAACUUGGAUUUACCCUUGUAGAUCUGAGUAAAAUUGGACAUAGGAAUGCCCAAUUUGUUAUGGCUUCUCAAGUCAAAUAA